Xyrichtys novacula (pearly razorfish) is the source of this 25907-nucleotide messenger RNA. The record is from the annotation of a GenBank genome assembly. Lineage: Eukaryota; Metazoa; Chordata; Actinopteri; Labriformes; Labridae.
ACGCGACGCAGUCCUUUAGGCUGACGUAUACAGGAAACACGAACAGCCUUCAAAAAGUGUCUGAAUGAAGCAGAUUUCUGCGUUUAUUUUCCUCAUGAGUUAAUUUUUAUCGCCGAAAACAUGCAAACGUGGAGUCUUGUGGCGCUAUGUGUGUUACUCGGCGUUGUAGCGAGAUGGGGCGUCUCGUUGAAUUCAUACUCAGGUAGGAAGUGUGUGUGUGUUUACAUGUGGCAUCAUUCAGAGACUAUGAAACUCACUUUAAAACGUGUUUACUGUGUCUGUGCCGCGUGUUUUAUCUCCUUUAGGCUAUAAGCAGAAAGAUGGUCUUCUAAUAACAGUGUAGGGUUGUUCAUGGCUGGAUCAAUUCUCCUCUGUUGUGUUGUUUACAUUCAUUCAUCCAUUCUGUCAUUCAUUCAUGCAGCUUCCUCUUCACAAGACUAACAGCUGAGGUAUUUUUUUCCCUCCAGGGGCGGGGAAACCUCCCAUGUUUGGAGACUAUGAAGCUCAAAGGCACUGGCAAGAAGUGACCUACAACCUCCCUGUGCAGGAAUGGUCAGUGUGAAGCUUCAUGUGUUUACUCAGAGGAGCAGGUGUGAGGGAACAAAGAGGAAACACUAAAACCAUCAGACCCCCAGAGGCAGGGCGUUUAGAGGAGUCAGGGGAACGAAUAUCCACAACACUACAAGUACUGUAGGGCUAAGGUCAUCUGUUGUAUUCUUAAAGGGGUAUUACGGCGUAAAAUUAAUUUAGGGUCAAACACACCAUAACACCGAGUUAGACACCCCGUUGAGAGAUGAACGUUGCCAACCGCUUACUUCUCUAGUUAUACCAACUUUAGCAAUACACAGCGGUCUGAGGAGCCAUCAACACACCUCAACCAAAACACCACUCUAUAGCCACAAAUAAUGCUCAGAACAGCACCUAACUUUCCAAAUAUAAGAUUUGAACUGAAGUGUAAACAUACUGUAUAAUCUUCCAGUUUUCUUCUCUAAAGGCCUAUUGUAUAAUUUUAAGAAACAGCAUAGUUCAUAUAAAUAGUCUUGAUGUAUAAGUAGGGUUUAUCUACCUUAUACUAGUACUUGGAUCUGUUCAGACAACACUAAUCAAGUUGUUUAGUUUAUAAAAAUGGCUGCACCUUAAAUUAAUCUUAACAUUUGUGCUCACCCAGGUACUUCAACACCACUAACAAUGAUCUGUACUACUGGGGUCUGGACUAUCCUCCUCUAACUGCCUAUCACAGCCUAAUCUGCGCCUAUAUGUAAGUAUAUCAUCCAAGUAGCUUCCAUAGCUAUUCAGAUGAGCUACCAUACUUUCCAUUUGAAGAGAUUUUGUGUAUAUAAAAAGGAAAAAAAAACUCACUCUCUUUUUUUCCGUAGAGCCAAGAUAAUAAACCCUGAAUGGGUGGAGCUGCACAAAUCAAGAGGCUAUGAAAGUCCAGCACACAAGUUAUUCAUGAGAGCAACAGGUACAGUAAUACACAAAGGAGCGUGAAGUGAAGUCCCCAUGAUCAUCCAUGUUUAUUUACUUUUGCAGUUGCUAAGAUGAUGAUUUUUGACUCCUUUGUCUUUCAUUUCAGUUCUGGUGGCAGAUUUGUUGAUUUACAUCCCUGCUGUGGUUUUAUACUGCUUAUACCUUACUGAUGGAUCACCUAAGAAAAAGGUAACACUCUUGCUCUGAAAUGUAGCAGUUUCUUUUUUUUUCAGCAGAAGACCUAAAUGAGCCACAUUGUCCUGUAAAUACAAUAAGUACUGUCAAUCCAGAAGGAUAAGUUGGGACAUCUGCUGUGCCUGAAAACAGUUGUAGCAAGCAGACAUUGAAUUUGGUCGAGUUAGUGUCAACAAAGAGGUUACUUAGGAGGUAUUUCAAAUGUCUGCAAAAACUUUUUUGGAUUUUUUAUUGUCUCAGAAUCUUCUGGUUUGAUUUGUUUAUUUAUUUUUUAGAUAUUUACUGUCUUAAAACUUACAAAAACUGUUUUCCUUCAGGUUUCUACACUGCUCGCCUUUCUCCUUUACCCGGGACUAAUCCUCAUUGACUACGGGCAUUUUCAGUAUCCUUCCUCUACAUGUGCUUUUCGAUUUAUUCACUGUGAAAUUACUAUCGCCCCAAUUUUUGUUUUCCACUGAGUGCCUUGCAGCUACAAGGGAAACAAAGCAAGCUGAUAGUUCAAUAAAUAAGCCUGUGUUGAAAUGUAAGAUUUACUUAUCUGUUAGAUCCAUCAUCCACCACUUAUUGAAACACCUUGAGACUUUGUUCUUUUUUUGCACCAUUAUUAGACAUUAACAAGGAAACUGAAAUCUGUUUGGGGGUUUAAAAUACAAUAGCUUAGCUGUUGUCUUUAUAGGUACAUGUCACAGGCAAGAACAUUCAGUUCUUUGGCCAAACAAAAAAAAAGGAGCAUAAAAUCUGACUUAACUCUAUCAGGUACAAUGCAGUGAGUCUUGGCUUUGCCCUGUGGGGUGUUCUGGCCCUGGGUCUGGGCUGGGAUGCGUUUGGCUCCAUGGCCUUUUGCCUGGCUCUGAGCUACAAACAGAUGGAGCUGUACCAUGCCUUGCCCUUCUUCUGCUACCUGCUGGGGAAGUGUGUGAAACUGGGCCUGACAGGGAAAGGGUGAGUCUGUGUGUGUUUGUGUUGUUUUCUUUCUUAUUCGCUCAACAGUUAUUCCUCUACAGUUUCAGGCAGACCUCAUGAAGACACGAGAAUUGGGAAACUCGAGUUAGAUACGAUACAAUACAAUGCAUGAGGGGUAAUGUAUAGUGAAUGGGUGGUUGUGCAAAAUGGAUCAUAUUGUGCAUAACCACCCAUUAAGUUUAAUCAAUAUUGCUUUUUAUCUUUGAUUUUAUUGAUUUACAAAGUAUAAAUUCUGCUAACAGCCCCUCAGUUUCGACGACAGGUAGUUCUCUUAUGAUAAUGGUUUUCAUAUCAGCCUGGUUUAGGGUUGAACUAACAUCGAUUGAACUGAUUUGUUUCAUUGUUAUCCUAUUUUACUAAUACAAAGUCAAAUUCAACAUUUUCAUGCAUAAUAAAGUCAAAAAUAUUAGUGUUUUUCUGUUUUGUUUCCAUUAGAUGAAGAAAAUAACAGUAACACUUGUGUUAAGUUCUCUACCGUAUCCUAUUCUAUAUCCUGGAAUAGUAUAUAGUACAGUAUGGUACAAUUUGGUGCAGUAAAUUGGGUCACAAUUUGAUACAGUAGAUACAACAGUUUGCCCAAUAAGAGCAUUGUUACGAGACGAUCAUGUAACAUGUGACACACCUGAUUUCUGAUUACAUUAAAUCAAAAUAUUCCUCUAAGAUUAAGUGCAAAAAGACUGUUGUUAGUGCCACCGUGUUGCGCCAUGAAAUCGUAACAUUUUCAUUGAAAUUGGAUGGGAAAUCUCAAAGUGCUUCUAACUCAAAAUGUUGAUGUAUGGCAUCAUCAAUACAAUAAUUGUAUGUACAUUGCCUCAUCAAUACCAUUGGUAUAAACAAGUAUAAGCAUUGGAAAGAGCAGCAACAAGACGUUUCAACCAUUCAUCAAGGUCCUCUCUUAAUUUCUUGUCAUCCAUUCGUACUGUGUUUACCUCUUUUCCUUUCAGUUGUGCAGAAAAUGUGACUUGAAAUGAGGGGGAAUAAACAAGUUAAUAUUCAGUUUUACAGAUAUGCUUUGGUGAGAUUAGAAAAAAGCCUAGAGGGCUUUUUUAAAAAAGCAGACUCACAGUCUUGCCAAAAAUUUAUGAGCGCUACUUUGCUGAGGCUCCUAAAACUCCUAGAUUGUAAGAAACCAGUUGCUGACGGUUAUAGACAUCGCGUGCUAACAGUCACUAAUGGAUUAACCGUGUGAAAGAUGCCUUGAAAGAAAUGGGGCAGUUAAAAAUAAAACUUUGUGAUUUUUUGAAAGAGAAAAAAACAAGGAAACCUCAGAGUGUACUAUCCAGAAAUUAUAUGAGCGCUCAAUAAAUUAUCUGCAGGCGAAACAGACGAUUUAUUUUUGUGCCUGUAAAGUCAUAAUUAUUGGACCCUGUGUUGUUUUGUCUCUGCUUUGAAAUGUCAACUGUGUGCUCAGAGUAGAUGGGUAACGUCAGUGUAUAAGCGAGCCGUGUCCUCAGGAGAGCCGCAGAAUGACUGAGGUAAUCAGAUUGGAUGCUGUUACUGGUGUGUCCAGUGUCUGUUUAUCUAGUAACAAUGUACCAAGGGCAUUUAGUAGCAAAUGGAGAGCUGGAUUAGAAGAGGCAGGGGGGGAUGGCGGAGGGGGGAAGAUAUGUCCAGAUGACACUCUCGCCAUGCCCAAACUCCUCAGCUAUGCUGUGUGUGCAACUUAACCAGCAGCUUCACAGUUACAGCUGACAAGAUAGACUGACCUACACCGAAGACUUUCAGCUGAUGCAUGGCUUUCACUGCAUUCCCCAGCAUGAGGGUCAAAGCCCAAAUUUAGGACUUGCAGACAGUAUGCACUAAUUGUUUGAGAAGUAUCAGUAGACUGAGGGAGAUUUAUUUUAGUUAUUUUGUCAUGAAAAAAGCUGAGUGUAAAAGCAGAUUUGUUAAAAACUACUUCAAAUUCGAUUGUACAGCUAUAUAAAAAACAAUAUAGUGUUUUUUCAAUAAUAUUAACGACCAAAACAUUAAUAUCAGCUACUGGAAAUGGUUUAGUAUUUAUGUUUAUGUGACUUUUAUUAUGUUUAUUUGAAGGAUAUCCACAAAUCUGUUUUAUAUAUAAACAUUGGAGCAUUUUAAAUCAGAUUUAAUUUAUUUUAUGUGUGAAAGCAUCCGGCCAGUUAAGCUGAUCCUGUUUUAUGUUUUCCGCUAACUUGCACAGCAUCAAUUUUCGACUAUUUUGUAACGAUACGACCAUUUAUUCAAGCACAUUUUUCUGUGUGCAAUAAAUGUAACCCCAAAAAAGCCCAUAAUUUUGAAUCUGUAGGGACAGUGUUACACUAACAAAACUAAUGAAUGCUGAGAAGUUACUCCUCUCACUUCUCCUCUUUCUCUGUGUGUGACCCCUCUCAUGUAGGUUUUUCCUGUUGGCGAGAAUUGGCUUAACAGUGUUGGUGACCUUCGCCCUCUGCUGGCUGCCCUUCUUGCCUGACCCCAGUCAAGCCUUGCAGGUGGUCAGGAGGAUCUUUCCCGUGGCUCGUGGUCUGUUUGAGGUACAGUGGGGUUACAUUAAUGAAAAUUUAGCCUGAAACCCAGAACCACACUAAGGGGUUUUAUGCCACCUCUGAGCUGCAGUCUUAUCAAGAAAACAUUUGUACUCUCUGUCAUGCAGGCCUCUAAAAAUAGCAGUGUCUAACUUGCAACCCCAAUGUAUCACAAAGAGAAACAAGAAGGAGAUAAUACUGUAUCUCCUGACACAAAGAUAUAGGACUUCAUAACAAAUGUUAGCCCAGUAUGGCCUGGAGAUCUUAUACAUUUCUUUAUUCGCUCCCACUGAAGCCUUGCUUGCCCUUGAGGUGUUGCAGAUGUUUAUCCUCUUCUAGAGUUGUGCAUGGAGGAGCUUUAUGGAAAUUUCUGUAUGAAUGUGACUUUAAUUAUAAUAAUUAAAUGUCCUGAAAUUCAGAAUACCAUCAGAGGAAUUAAACUGGAAAUGUAUGGCAUUUUAAUUCAAUAAGCUUAAAGAAUUUUAUUCCGUGGCUUAUAUGACAAAACAUAUCUGGUGUCAUCUUUUCUUAUGAUUCCAUCCAACAGAGAUACUGUUGUGUGUCUGUUUACCCUAAAGCCCCUAUCGUUUAAUAACUGUUCGACAUAAGUUUGUGGCUCCUUUUCAUGCAAAGAUGACCUCGGGAUGUUUGUUAUAUAAAUAUAAAGUAGAAAAUCUUUAUGUUAACUCAUUGAUCAAAGUCAGGGCCUGUAGGAAAAAGAUUCAAACGGAAGAGGGGUUAGGGAAGGGUUUUGUUAUUUUUCUGCUGAAGGGAGAGGCUGUGUUUUUCUGUAGUGGUGUUAAUCUUUAUGUGUCAGCUCUUCAUUCAUAAACAGCCGUAAUUUCUCCAUCUCCUUAUGUUUGCUGUUAAUAUAUUGUUUUGAAAUAUUUGGUUUUAGGAUAUUUACACUAUUCUUACACCUGAAUCCACGGGCAGUAAAGGUGAAAUACACAUAUUCAAACUAAAAUAAUGACAUAUUAAGGAUCCCUUCAAGGGCUCGUUUCCACCAAAGGCUUUUUUUUUUUGCACCUACUUUCUACAUAAAACCAACGCAGUUCAGUGUUUUCAGUGCUCAGUGCACCAAGUGCCUUGAGCAUCAGCUAUGUUUUUACUGCUGCGCUAACAGUUGGAAUAAGGAAGGCUUUUCUUUCACCGACCAAUCAAAACUGAGCAGGGGCUGGACUUCCUGAUUAAUACUGUCAAUAAUAAUGACAGAGGGAAACUAGCCACAUGUGAUGCUAACCAUACUUUCAUAUUUCCAGGGCACAAAUUUCAGGUUUGAAGCUGCUGCUAAUGCUAAUGCUAAGACAUCAUUUCUAUUAACUAUUUUUUUUACCAUUUCUUUAAAGAAUUACAUUGAAUAAAAAACAAAUUUAAGACCUACAGAGUAAUUAAAAACAGAUUUAAGAAGCAUGAUGAGUACUGCAGCACAAAAACGCCAUUAGUGGACAUACUGCCAAUAUUGCAUGUAACAGCAGGAAUUAAAUAAACACAAAGAGGUGUCCUCAGUUCACCUAUUAUAGAGGAAAUUGUGUUAGAACAACACAGCAAGAGAUCACUUUAAAAGUAAUAUGGUUACAGAGGGAGGCUGCUUGGUAUAAACGAUUCUAAGUGAUGUCUUUAUUGGACAGGAUUUUUGUUUGUGUCUAAAUUUAUCGUCUAACUCCUCGCUCACAGCUAUAUAAAGUUACAACUUUCCCAGAAAUUCUUUUAUAGGAUGUUUACAAAAAGGAUUCAGAGCACGUGUCUGUGCUUUUUAUAAAAGUCAUACACGAGCCCUGUGGGGCUCCUGCCCUUCACGUCAGGACAAGGAUCCCCUUCAGUAUCAAACACAGAAAUUAAAGUGGUGAAAGGUCAGGAGAUCAGUUCCAGUCUGUGUCAGGAAGGAGUCGGUUUUUGGGAUGUAUGGCAAAUCAAACUAAUUUAUGAGGAGGAUGUUUUCAGCACUGUGUUCAGCUCUGUGAACUGAUAACUCAGGCUAACCCUACACUUUAAGGAGUAUCAGAGCACAUACAACAACUGCUGCCUGUUGCACAAAGCAUAGAGGCAAUUUAGAGGAAGGUACUCUGAAAGUUAGAACUUCAUAGCCAGCUUUGCUGCUGUUCAGCUUUUUCUGAGGAGGAAAUCUAAGCUACGGGACAGAAAAACAGACAGGGAAAAUAGAGAAAGGUGCAUGUCGGAGAGAAAAUGACACUAAGUAAAUUAAAAGUACUCCCCUGUUUACAAAAUUAAAACACGAAAUACUCCACAAUUUUUCGUAUAAGUUGAAGACAGUCAACUCAAGACCGUCAUAACAGAAGGAGGAGUUAGGUUUAGGUUUUGCAAAAAGCAGGAUAACUCAGCUCCUCCGAUUACAUUAAAAACAGCAUAAAAAAAAUCAUCUGACAGACUGUAACCAAACAACAACAAUCUAUAGUGGUCAGGAUGGAAGAAUUUAUACACACUACAUCUAUGCAACUCUGAAUGUAGUUUAAAAAAAUCUUAAAAUAAUGCACAUUAAACUUUGAAGCUGUGGUUUGUCAGACAUUCAUGUAAGAGAAAAGGAGACAGGAAUAUGAUAUUCAUUUAAAAAUAAAGCGAUAGUUUACGGCGAGAAAAGUCUUGAGUGUGAGGUGUUGAAAGCUGUCAGAGAUAAUGUAACUGUGUGUGUUUCUGUGUGACUGACAGCUCGGAGGAAAAGCUUUGCAGCUCUCAUGUCAGAAACCCUGUACCCCCCCAACACCCGAGGUGGCACCCUCCACAAGGUGUCACGGAUGUGAGAAGUAAUUGAAAAUUCUACCAGGGGGAGCAGAUGGCAGCGCGCGCUGCGGCAGUAGUUGUUCAAGCAAAUGAUGCAAACAUAAUACACAGGGUGUGAGAGACACUAUACACCCCUGUGACGACAGCAUGAGAGGCUGCCGGGGGCAACUCGUCCUGGACUAAUUGUGAAAUUGUGCACGUAAGCAGAAGCUUUGGACAAGGGGACAGGGGUGAAAAGGGGGUCCUGGGAUAGGAGCGGAAGAGGAGGGGGCUGCUGACUGGUGGUCGUGGCAGCUUCUGAGCGGGAGCAGUUGUAAGUUUACCCACUGAGCCGCAUUCUGGCGUCUCACAUUGCUGCCUGCUCACAAAAAUGGUACCGAAUGCGUCUCCCUGUGAAAUUCCUUGCUAGCUUAUAGGUGAAGGUGCCGCCCCCCCCCCUCCCCUUUUAUUCAUGUGUUGCCUUCAGGAACGUUCCCGCAGCAGUUAUUUGAAGCAGGGAGAGAGAAAGGAGCUGAGACGACACAACAGUGGCUAGUCUGGUCUGUUGCUGCUGACUUGACUGGCUUUAAGAUCCACACAGCUGUGCAGAGAGCAGCUGUAGACCAGAGAGAGUGAGAGGAGGCCAGAAAUAGUUUUUCUAGACAGGGCCACACACUGAAUCCAUUCACAGCAGAAUCAUAAAGCUGAUCUCAGAGCGCUGUCUCUGUGUCGUGUGAUAUCAUGGUGCACGGCGGUGGCUCGGGCCUUCGUAUCAUCUGAUCCCUGCACAACUGCUUAAGUACUUAAAUCAACUGAAUCUCAGAGCAGUGCCCUCCUCAGCUCCUCUUAACCACAAAUACUUUUGGACGGGUAUUAGACUUCUAACAUUUCUUCCACAUCAUUCACAAAGCUGGAAAAUCAGAUUGUUAUGGGUUAUUUGUGAGACCAAUAUCUCAUGAUAGUUUAAUGCCAAAGACAAAAUCAAAGGUUUGCAUUUUGAGCCGCAGUUUUUGCAGUUAAUAAUGAAACUAUUUUGAUAAUCGGUUCAUUGUUUUGUUUUGUUUUUUAAAUCAGCCAGAGUUGCCUUACAGUUUCUGUUCUGUAGUACGUGUCCUGAUGGUGAAGCUCAGAGUCCAAAACAGAAGAGUAGAUUAGUACACACCAAUGAAGCAAAGUAAACGGCUGUAAUCUUACCUCAGACUAUUAAAAUUGUGUCAAAAAAUGUAAAGAACUUUAAUAGGAUGAAUGUAAAACAAAUCUUUUUUUAAAAGUGUGAUUAAAAACUGCUGCGGUUUGUGCACAAAUCUGAAAGUUGUUGCCAAGGGAGUGUGCAAAAGUUUCCUGUGGGCUACUUUCCUUUUCUUUCUUUUAAUUUAUGAGACCACCUGCAGAUUACAGAAAACCUAGACUUUAGAAAAACAUUCAUUUCUCUAUUUUAUGAUAUUUUCCAAGCAAAGAAGUCAAACAGCAAAUUGAGAAAAGAAUAAACAGAUAACUAAAUAAUGAGAAUCACUGAUUUUUGUUGAGCUACUUGAGCUAAACAGUUUGAAAGAGAUAGUUGAGUGAAUAGAAAAUUAUAUAACAUGUUGACGUGUGUUUCAGCAGUGCUCUGUGGUUGGUCUCUAUCUGCUGGUGAUGCAGAAACUACUCUGGUUUGACAUUUGACCCCGUGUUCCCAAGUUUACAAAUAAGUCUCAUGUUUUUUCUGACAGCAAGGUGAACUUAUGACGCAAGGUUAAUGCACUGCAAAAACUCAAAACUUAGCAAAAGUUUUGAUCUUAUUUCCAGUAAAACAUGUCUGUUAGACUUAAUAUAAGCCAGAUUUAGUUUAUAAGUGCAGGUUUAAGGAAAAAAUAACACCCAGAAUGCCUUAACCAAUGGGAUAAGAAACAUGUAUAACUAUCAAGCAUCUUAAAAUAAGAUUGAAGUUUCUUGAAAUAAAAAUAUCUCAAUUCAAGAAACUUAAAUCUUCCUCCUACGAGGAGCUCAGGUGUUAUUUUUGUCUUGUAAAUUCUUGAGAUAAGAUGCUUCUUUGGGCCUGUCAGGUGAGUCCAGCUCAUUUUUAAUAAAAAAAAGAUAUCAAUUAAAAACACUUUCUUGGUUUAGAGUUUCUGCAGUGACAAACAAAACCUCUGUCUGUUCUGUUGUGAGGAAUUUUUAUUGGAUUUCCUCUGGCAAAAUAGUUAGUCACUGCAUCAUGGUUUAUUUUCAUGCUUCUAAAAAUUUUUUUUAUUGUUCCUUUUUUAAUAUUUGUUGUUUAUCUUUGCAGUUCCCAUUUGACAUCAUUUCUCAUUUAAUCAAGGGGUCUCUUUGUGUGUGAACAGGAUAAGGUGGCUAACACAUGGUGCAGCUUGAACAUCCUGAUAAAGAUCAGAUCCAUCCUGUCCAGUGACACUCAGAUCUACCUCAGGUAAUCCUCCUCUCUCUCUCUCUCUCUCUCUCUAACAAGCUCUGAUUGUUUACUCCUCUUAUCUUUCAUCCUUUUUCUUCUUUCUCUUUUUUGUUUCAGUCUGUUCCUGUUUCUUAAUUUAGACUUCUUUCCUCUUAAAUUUGCAAUCCUUUCAUUUCCUAGAAAGAAGACAUUUCUGGAUCAUGAUCUAGUUUGUCACUGAUUGGUUAAAAUAAAACACUGCCUCGAAGAUAAAUCUUGUGAGGAGCUUUUGGACAGGGUUUUACAGCUAUUUUCAGAAUAAUGGUGUACUGUGGUGAAAUUACUCAGGACGACAAAUAUGUUACAUACAGAGGGGCAGAGUUAUUUAACAUAGUUAACUUUAACAUUAUUAACUUAGUGCCAGUAUGCUCCCAUCAUGCUGAUCCACAGUGCUCAGAUUUGUGAGUAUUUCAGCUAUCAGUAUUUGGAUUUCUCUCUGUAUUUCUCUCUGAUUUUUUUUUUUUUAUAUAAUUAGUGCUAUUGUAGUACUGUUUAUUUUCCUUGAUUGUUUACAGUUGUACAGUGUUUACUCGCUGCUUUAUUUGCCUCUAAUUGCCCCCCAGGGACAAAUACAGUUCUUCUAAUUGAAUUGAAUUUUACUCAAAAAGUUUUCCCCCCAAAAAUGAUCAAAUCAGCAUCAAAGAAGCUCAAUACUUUCCUUUGAACCACUCUGCAGCUUAACAUUGCAGUUUUUUAUAAUAGAUUUUGAUAUCAAAUUACUCAAAAAAAGAAGUUUCAGUAGAUGAAACAAAAGCCAAAAGCCAAAACUAGAGUCAAACCGUAAUACGGUAAAAACCCAGACUAACUUUCCCCUCCUGCUGCUCUUCAGAGCAUCCAAGGUAUAAUCUGGAUGAAUAACUUUGACCAGAAGCUCCGAACCUAUCCUGAAAUCGAUGCACCAGUCGUGUCAUGGUGGACUCUGCUUCAGUAACGGUGCUCUCUAAAUUUAGGAGUCCUGCAUUCGCAGCGUGGACACGUUUCUUGCAGACUGUUAAAUCCAGGGAUCAACUCGGACUUCGUUGACUGUUGUGCAUUGCAACAAAUGAAAAAUGCACUUGUGUUUUUUGGCGCUGCGGGUGGAUUGCUAAAUACUCUGGAGUGUUUACGCAUAGAAUGAACCAGCUGUGAGAAGUUAUCUAUGUCUUUUCCGGACCUCGAAACCCUGCCCCAUACAGGACACAUGCAUUGCACAUAUGCUUUUACGAAGCUUGAUACUAUGCAUCUAUUGAGAUUAUCUUUCUAGUUCUACAAAUAUUUAGUUGCCCUCGUAUAUUGCCUGACCUCUCGGCGCAUUCACACUGACACGUAUUCACUCAUAUUCUCAGUGCCUCCACCCUCAGCAGGUGACAAUUGAAGGGUUAAAAUAAUGCCUGCGAACCCUCAGAAGGGGGCCACUAUUUCUCACAUAGCACGGGUCUUAAGGGGUGUUUUAAACAUUCACAGUUAGAUCACGUUUCAACUUGUUGAUUCUACGCAUUUGAUGUUGAAAUCACAACAGCUGAAUCUUGCUUUUUUGUGUUGAGUCACUCAUAAGAAGCAGGCUGCUCCUCAGUUAAGUAGUUAUUGUUUCCCUUAAAAAGCUGUAUCAGUGCUAGUUACUCUUAAAAAUAUGAUUAUUAACAUUGCCUACGAAUUGAUUUAGUAACUUUUGUAAAGUUUGUGAAGUUGUUUUUCUGCUCCAAGAAACUUUUUUUUUUCCCCAUAAUGUAUCAGCUAAUUUUGUUUAGUGUGUUGAUGCUUUUUGAAAGUGAAGAUGUGUGAAAAUCUUACUUAAAGUGUUAAUUUUUAUCUAUAUUUUAGUGCUGCCUGCACUCUCUUGGCAGUCCUACCUUCCUGCCUCAGACUUCUGACAAAGCCAAACUUCUUGCAGUUUAAACUUGCCUUGGUGAGUCAUGUUUACUUACAGAUCCAUCCAAGUAUUAAAUAUCUGUAACUAUUAUGACUUUAUCCCACUUUUUAAACUUUUUGUAUGUCACAGUCUUGCCUAAAUCAGUGUCAUAUUACUCCAUUAUCAUUGCCCUUGUUUAUAUGUUAGUGUUUCUUAACUGAAACACGCGUUAUCCAGCCAAAAACAUGCUGAUAACCUCCCUUUCACUUCCAGGUUAAUUCAUCUCUUGCAUUUUUCCUCUUCUCCUACCAAGUCCAUGAAAAGUCUAUCCUCUUGGCUGCCUUGUAAGUACAGAGGUAAUACCAGUAAUGUCUCACUGGGUGAUUUAUCAACUUUAACAGCAGCACAACACUGUUUCUGUCCGUCUGUCAGCUCAUUUAUUCAUGCACAAAGACUUAAUUUUUCCAUCUGCUCCCAUGACUCAAAUCACAAUUUAUGUCCUGCAGCUUAAAAACGAGUUUAAAUCAUGCACGCUAUCACUCUGCCAUACAUUCAGAGCUGCAGAGAAACAGUCUCUUUGAGUAUAAACUUGCACACAAAGCCAAAACAGGUCAUAUGUAAUAGAGUAAGCGCAGAACUUUUACAAGUGCAUGUGUGUUAGAUUCAUUACCAUUAAUCUCCAUAUGUAUAAAACUGCAAAGGCUGUAGGUAAGAAAGUGAAGUCGGGCGUAGGUUUGACACCAGGGGAUUUGGUUCCUAGAUCUGGGCUCAUCUAUUAAUCUAGAUUAGGGUAGAUUGUUGCUUUAUUAACUAUUGAGUUAUAUCUCCCACCUGUCCCCCUGAAUCAAUCAGUAAUGCAUGUCCAGGGAUUAGGAAAGAAUGGCAGGCGGCAGCUCGGGGCGUUGUUUGCGCAGGAUCAAUUAUUGGGCUGUAACAGGAUCGCCAAAGAGCACUGGUUGUAAUUAUGGGCUCAGAGACCGGCGGAAAGUGCCCACCUCAGAGCACAGUGUACAACAAGCACCGCCUAACAAUGACGCAGGCAACCAGUUCAAUUAACAGCAGGCUCUCACUGCACAGACACACGCUUACGUGCUAUGAAGUCAUGAUUGUAACAUCUGAACCUCUUGGCAACUGAUCCAAGGUCUUCAGUUUUUUAAACUGAACACUGGAGUUCAAGUAUAAGAAGGAUUAUUAAUUACUGAUUAUGCGGGACAACAAACACUUGACUGUCUUGUGAGGGACCGUCAACAAUCGAUUCAUGCGGCUGUCUCAUCCAGACAUCGGCUCAGUUAUUCUACACGCAUGAUAUCAUUUCACACCCUGUUUUGACCUUACAUGGCCUUAUUCCCUGUUGUAUUGUGAAAUCACAUUAAGUAGUACUAUUUGUGGUUAGCAGUAACUAAAAUGAACUUUGAUAUUUCCAGGCCUGCCUGUCUCCUGCUGAACGACCUCCCUCUAAUGGUUAUUUGGUUUCUGCAGGCCUCGACAUUCAGGUGAGACUGUGGACCACACACUGAACAAAGACAGUACACAUGGAUUUGGGUUGGGUCUUUAUGAUGUUGGUGUUGAUAAUACAUUUAUAUAUUUUUCUAAAUGUAAUGUAGUUGGGGAAAUAAUUAGAAAGGAUAAUAACAUUGAAAAAUGCAAACUGGAAGGGGAACGAGCCAUCUUUUUAAACCUAAAACUAAUGAAAGAUUAAAAAAUUCCUCUUUUACAACUGUAUAAAAAGCUAAAAGGUUUUGCCAAGUCACUGCCAUAUUGCUUUUCCUCCCUUAAAGUAGAGUUGGAAGUAUGCUACUAUUGUUUUUGCCCCAUGGCUGGAUUAUUGUGUCAGUAUAGGGUUGGGCGAUAAAACGAUAAUGAUAUAUAUAUCAAAUAUUAAUUCGAUAUCGAUAUGAAACAUGGUCAAUAUCCUUUUUGAUUGCCAGUUUUCUGCCAUGUUUUGGUAGACUAUACAAACAGCCAGUGGAAAAGGGAAUUGUUCCGGGUCUGCGCUGCACUGAACCGACCAUUCAGUCCGCUUUCUCUAGCGCAAUGCCUUACAACAAAACGUCAAAGAGACACAAAGACCUCACAGAUGCAGUAGCUUAUUGUAAUGCAAAAGAGCAAAAAGCACUGUUAAAUUUCAUUUUUUAUCUUGUGAUAUAUAUCGAUAUUCCCAUAUUUUCCCAUAUUGCCCAGCCCUAUAUCAGUACUAUAUUCAUUCCUAAACAAAUACAAAUCAACCUACAGCGAGUAAGCUUAGCGUUUUAGCUGGAAAAUGCCGCCCACCACUUUGAAGCACAUUUACUAACACUUCAUCUUAUUUAUUCAAUCCAUAGAAAGCUGGAGUGUGAAAAUUGUUUGGAGGUUUAAUUUUAACAUAUUGAGCAUCCUUUGUUCCAUUUUUACUUUAUAAAAAGAAUCAGCCGAUCAGGUCAAGACUGACAAAUUAGCUCUGGUUUUGGUGGCAUUUCCCUUUUCAGGAUUUCUUAUCUUUGCCCACUUUUAAGUGGGGCAGCUGACAUUAGCUCAGACUGCUGCUCGACAGAAGUAAACACUCUUAUCAGGGGUUCACAUCACAUUGCACGGCAUCUUUGUUUUUGUGUUUACAGACAUUUCUAUUUAAAAGAAAAAAAACAGUCACCAGUUACUAAUGAUGAGAACACUUGGAUGAAAAUUACCACAGUCGAGCCAUUACUGCUGCGGUGGAUUUCUUGUAAUAUAAAUGCGUGCCUCUCGAGGAAUAAGCUACACUUGUUAGCCAAACUGACACAAAUACAAUAUAAAUAUCUUGAAUCUGUCAUUUCUUUUCCAUGCCACUUCCCCUCCGUCUCCUACUCCUACCCUCAUUCACUACAAAUUGAAAAACGUCCUCAAAAGCUAAAUGGGUAUACGGCAUGGGUUGAGCUGAGGACCAUGAAUGGAAAAGACAAGUAGUGCUGCAAAUGCUCUGUCUAACUUUCACCAGCUGUUGUUAAAUUCUUCCGGCAGCACUAAUUGUUGUGCGUGUGGUUUAGUAUAAGGAUAUCUGGGGAUUACAUGGCAUAGUCUGCAUGCCUGCUGUCUAAGUGUGCGUUGUGGAGGGACAGGAGGUCAUUCUGUAGCUGCCUUUCAGUACAGUCUAUCAUGAACUCUAACAUUAUCUACAUCCUCUGGGGACUGCCAUUUAAAAAAAAAUACAUCUUUUGUUUGCAUAAUUGGCUUAAUGGAUACUCAACCAUAGCAAUUUUAAGAGAACAGAAUGCAGCCAGUCUUUUCAAAUUGACCAAGUAUGUAUUUCAAAUUGUCCAACGUUCAUCCGCUGAAUGGCACUUUUCUGUUCAAGUAAAAAUCAGAAUACGACUUUUGUUGCGAGCGGAUAGGUUUUUACAAGCCGGGGUGAUGUGCAAUUCGCUAUGAGUCAACUGUUGUUCUUGUCCAUGCCCCCUCUGCUAAACUAAGAUAAGCUUGGCAUGAAUGUCAGAGCAAACUCUUCCCAGGGGACGGGCUGCGUGUGCAGGCCUGCUGCAUAGAAAGCUGUGUGGUUUACUGUUGCCCUUUUCUCAACAAACAUGAUACUGGACUUAAUGAUGUAAUGUUGUAUGUACAUACAAAAAUAUCAUCAUCAUCAUCAUACUUUGUAUAUUUUCCACGGGACAAGUGUGCGUUAAAGAGUUUGCAUGUUAAUGGGAAAGAGAAAUGGAUAUACUGACCAAAUUAAAAAAGUGGGAUGGUGUGAAAAAUAUUGAUAAGAGCAGAUUUUGAUUGUUUGCAAAUCGAUUAGACUCUAUUUGAUCGAUGAUCAUGCAAACGCAACGUAGCAAGUCUUACUAACUGAAAAAUUACUGUUGAUGAAUACAUGCUCGUUUGAGAUUUGAUACCGGUAACAAUUUAGACAGAGUUGGGACAGAAACAACAAAAUAUUGAGAGAAUUUGUUAUAAAACACCUGAAGGAACGUCUCUUAAAAUUGCAACCGGUUAGUAGCAUGACUGAGUAUAAAGACAGCAUUUCAGAGAGGUGGAGUCUCCUAAAAGAAGAGAUGGGACAAUAGUUGAACAAUAUCAGAUAAUGUUGCUCAGGCGCUGCACUAAAAACAGACGUGACUCUGUCCUCAAAAUCACUUCGAAAAAGCACUUUCUGUGAACACGGUUUGUCACUACAUCAACAAAUGCAGGUUAAAACUGUACCAUGGGCAUGAUUCAGAAACACUGGCACCUUCUCUGUGCCCAAGCCCGUUCAAGAUGAACUAAGGUGAAGUGGGAAAACUGCCUUGUGGCCGGACAAUUUAAAAUCGACAUUCUUUAUGGAAAUCAUGGAUGCAGCAUCCUUUCCUUUUCAAGAUGAACAGACUUGCUCGUUAUCAGACCGUACAGUACAAAAGCCAGGAUCCGUGAUGGUGGGGACGCACAUGUGCCUGUGGCAUGUGCAGCUUACUCAUCUGAGAGGGCAUACUACAGCAAGAAAGUGCCGAACCACUUUCUGCAUGUAUCACAAUAGCAAGGCUGUGUAGUACAAGAGCCAGGGUGCCAAACAGGCUUCUCUGUAGCCCUCAUUUGUCACCUACUUAAAAUAUUUUACACAUUAUGAAAACAAAAGACAUGACAAAAGAAAAAAGAAAAAAAAGGGAACAUUUCACUUUCAAAACUCAAGAAGUUGACAUCUACAUUCCUCUAACUUCCAUACUUUUGUGAAAAUAGCAGGUGGUGUAUCAUGAUGAUAAAAGCACCUCUCCCCAAACUUUUUAGAAACAUGUUACUUAAAUCAAAUUUAAAAUGAGCGUGUAUUUUCAUAUUCUUUAAUCCAAUAUUUAUUUUAAUGAUGCUCAACCUAUGAAAGCCUUUUUUCGCAGAAACUUUUUGGGAAUUGAAGUUGUAGUUUUAUCAAACUUUUUACUGUUUUUUUCCUACACAUCUCACCUCCUAAAGUGAAACUGAAGCAGAAGUAGAUUAGACUUGCAUUUUCUCUAAAGGCCAGCAGAGGGGUGUAACGGCGGGAAGUUUAACUGGAUCGACUGUAAGAAAAUAGUGAAAUAAGCCAACUAUUUUUAGUGAAUAUUAUUCUGAUAUGUUUUUGGUUUUAGUUGUAACCUUCGUGUCUUUCACAAAAAGAUGUUUAUUUGCUAGUUUAGAACAAUAUCAUUACAAAGAGAGGGUUUACUUUGGGCAUGGCUCCCUGUAACUAACAAGCUGUUGGCUAGCAUGCUGUCAGCUACGAUAGGAAAGCAACAAUACAUAUCUGACAUUUGUCUAUGGUCACUUCUGCCUCCAAAAACAAAGACAGCAAUGAUUACAAUACCGAACUCAAGCCUUCACAAACCAGUGGGUGACAUUAAGGUGAGCAUGCCCGCUAUUUUUGUACAGUCUCAUUUGUAAAUGAACCCUUGUUCAUUGUUUGUCCUUCUGUGCAGCAUGCUACCUCUUCUUCUGAAGGACGGUCUGCUCGUGCCCUACAUCGUAACAUCGCUGGCCUUCCUUUUCUUGAGCAUCUACCUGCUGUCUGCACUGGAGCGCUGUACAGAAGAACAGCUGAGACUCAGAGCCUAUCAUAAGCUGAUGUUCUUCCUGCCCAAACUGGACCUGGCCUGUACUGUAAGAUGGAAAGUAAGUUUAGUUUUUAUUCCCUUGUAAAUUUGUCUGGCCAUUUGGACAGAUUCAGGUCUCGCCGGUCACAAAUGUUCAUAUAGGGAUGGGUUUUAUAAAACAUAUGCAGCUUUCUCUGUACCUUCAUUUACUACUUAAGUGGCCACUGCUGAUAUGAGAUGUCCUGAAUCAUAUCUGCACUUUUUUGUGAACAAAUUAUAAGUAUUGGCCAUGAAUCACAGACCAUGAAUUACACCAAACUUUAGCCAUGAAUUGGGUGUUUCGACCAGCUACCCAGGCUUUAGUUUUGUCAUGUCUGCCGCUGCUGAUUGUUUGCUCCUUGUACAAUCAUUUUUUUAUUCUCUGCAGUCAAAUAUUGACUUUGCAGACUAAUCUGCAUGUUCAAAUGGUUUGGCAAUACCAUGCUAUAUUAUUAUCAUAUUCAUGCAUUCAAAGAUCUGCAGGUCAAGAGAAAUAAAUGCAUCUUUGUAAAAAAAAAAAAAAAGAGAGAGAAAGAGAUAAUAGUUGUUCAGCAGAGGGGCAGAUUUUAAAAAAUGGCUGUAACCCAGACUGCCCCUGAUCUGCCAGCUGAUUUCACUGACGAUAAAAUUUUCCUUUUUGGCUCCAGACUAGGAGCCUCCAACUUUUCUGCCACCGCCAGUUUAUACGACCUGUUUUAAUGAGCUGAGAAAAUCUGAUUCAUUACUACACCAAUGCUAAGCACAACAACAACAGAAAGAGGUUAACUGACAAAGUAAUGUUUGUUAACUUUUUACAAUGUCAACUCUUUGGCAACCAGAAGUAAAUUAAAAUUUGUAAAAUGAUCAAUUAUAAAGGAUGAAAGACUUCUGAUGUGUGGUGAAGCACUGUUGUCAUAAUACAGGGUUGGUAGUAUCGACUAUGGCAAGACUUUAGUUUUUCAAAUCACCCUAUGAAGAGACACAAAUGAUUCUUGUGUCAAACUGAUUGGGGAAAAAAGAGUUUCUUACUGACUCGUGUGUCUCAUACCAUGUUGUGUAAGCAAAGAAAGCAUUGCUCCAACAGAAAACAAAGAGGACUUUAACUCACUGUAAUUUUGAUUAAACGGUUUCUAUGUGUCACAUGUUGUAAGUCAAGCUGCAGGGUUUGAGGUCUUUAGACCGCUGGCGGCUACUUCUGUCAUUGCGGUUAAAGCUGUAAUUUGUUGUUUAUAUAAUAAAGGUCAUGCAGAUAACAUAAUAUCUAUAAACACCAGUGGGCAAGACAGUGCUGAAUCUCUGCACCAUACUUAUGCACACCCAUAAGUACUUUUAACAGCUAUGUGGAUGAGAAUAUCUGUUUGCUUCAAGUGCCUAAAAGUAUUUUUACUACUCAAAAAAGCUCAAGAAUCACACAUUUCUGAUUCUACAAAUAAAUUCACAAAAAGUCCUCUAAAGCCAAUUUGUCCGUCAUUAUUUUUUAAGUUUGAAAACUGGUGUGAGGGGGUAGUUGUCAGUCCAGAAGCUGGAGAUGUGGUGCUGUUUUACAGUUUUCAAACAAGAUAUUAAAAAUAAGAUGAUAUAUUUGACUGUCAAAAGUUAGCAGGGUGAGAUUGUUUGCCAGAAGUCACUACUCAAGGACUUGCUUUGUCAAAAAUCACACAAACUAAAAGUUUCUCACUGGAGUUUUGAUGAUAUGCUUAACCUCAUGGUAACUGGUGAUGUCUUGCAAAGAUGAUGUUGUUUAAUAGUCGAAUGAAGUUGCGCAUCCCAAGUCACCAAGAUGAGUUUAUGUUUUUCAGGGCUUGACAGGUCUGAAGAAUAUGAUUAAAAAGAUACUUUUGUUCUUGCUCAGUAUACAUUUGCAAAAAAGAAGCAUGAUAUUUGUGAUUUAAUCAAUCAUCCUCUCCUUUUUUCUUCUAUGCGCAAAGUCGACGAAAAAUAAAGUUUGAAAGAGAAAUCGGGGAAGUGCAGCUGAUGUUAAUAUAAGAAGAAGGGUACAGAUUUCAGGACCUCAGGGUGGCCUGGACUUAGAAAAUGGCACUAGACCUAAAUUGCAGCCAUGUGAGAAGAUAUACCCAACUGUAUAAAUAAAGAUCAUGUGCCACUGUAAGCUGUGUAAGCUGUCCAGGGAUGAAAGCCGCUGCCAGGCAAAGAAUUAUUUAUCACUUAUUUAAGUUUCCACAGCGUCUGAAGUAGCUGCACCGUCGGCCCCUUAGCGACAGGGGCACUGCUAGGGUGUCAGAGAUUAAGAGAAGGUGUCUUUUUAUAGCAUGUGUCAUUAACACAGGUUUGCCUACAUAUAUUUAUUUACACAAGCAGCAUAAAUAGCAAGCCCCGAUGAUGACGAUAAGGUUUCAUGGGUUUGGGGUGGCGAGGUGUGUAUGAGUACGAGGUGUUUCCUCCCUCUCACUCACGGACUAACUCUGGGUCACAAAGCCCAAAUAGACACAUAAACAGUCACAGUCUCUGUAACACAGAAUAGUAAUGAAGCCAUUCUAACGCGCACUUUGGUGAGCCUUUUUUAUCAUCUUUAAAACAUAUGGUGUAAGUCAUCCAGUGACAAAUAUGUGAGCUUUGAGUUCUGCUUCAAAUUGAAUCAUUCACUGGUUUGAUCACAUAGUUACACUUCCAAUUAAGGGAAAAGAUAACCGCUUGUACUUAGCCCAAAGCCUUACUGUCCUUUUACAAAGAGGACUUUCAUCGCUGAAUUAUCAAUUCUGUCAUCAUCAGUAAGAUCUGCGUAUGUAAAACGAGUAUUCCCACAGUUUGCAAACAACAGAUAUCCUCAAUGCCAUGUAAUAAGCAAACCUUUAAAAAUUUGGGGGCCUGCACCUUUGAUACUUUGUCAUAUUUAUUCGCUCCAUGGUUGACUACUGUGCUGCAGGGCUUUUUCUUUCAAUGAUAAUCUGCCUCCAAACCAGGGCUGCACAUUUGAGAGCAAAUUCAUUACUGCAACAUGAGCUAUGGCAAUAAACUGCUUCUGAUUUAAUCACGUUCAAUUUAAUGUUAUUUUGUGUGAGAAGGCAAUGCUUCCUCACUGAGUGUGUGUACAUUUGACCUGCUGGAUCGCUGCCUUAGUAUGACGGCUGUACUUUUACACCAUUUUUGUUAAUUCUAGUUAGAUCUCAAAUUUCCAGAAUAUUAAACACCCCUACUGUUAUCCCACAUUACAUAGUUUUCCAAUAUUAUAUAGGCCUACUCUGAAUCUAACUGAGAAAAACAAAAUGAUACCAUCAGGCUGUCUUUUUCAAGCUAAAGCAAAUUUCUUGUUUGUCUUUAUUUCAGUUCUACAUCAGCAUGGCGGUCUUGGCCACUCUGAGCGUUGUGAGUGUAGCGAUGGUUCCUCCGCCACAUCUACCUGACUUGUUUCCUGUGCUGGUCUCUACUGUAUCUUUUUGCCACUUCCUGGGGACAUUCGUAUAUUUCAAUGUUGUCCAGUUCAGCGAGCCAACCAGUAAAAAGAGCCAGAAGAAGACCAACUGAAUGGAGCCAAAAGUUCUGAUAGAGUGAACACGGCAGGAAAGUUUUGGUUAUUUCUGCUACUCUGUUGGGAAAGUUUGAGGGUUUUCAUGUGUGCCAACAUGAACCCAGAGCAAAAACCAAAAUAUGUUUGCUGGAAUGGUUGGUGGAACGGUUGAUGAGACAGUUAAAUUGCAACAAUAAAAAAAAGAACAAAUUUUUGGCAGAAACACAUGAUGGUUCCAUCUUGUCAAAUAUUGCAAUGUUCUCUGUGUCCUCUUCUUGAAUUAUACAAUUUUUCUUGUUUCUGACCCAUUAUUAGAUUAUCAUUAUUUCGUACUGUGAUCAUUAGUAAUAAGCGCUGCACAAAUACCAAAUGUGGCAUAUUAGGCUGAAAACUUGUAAAACGCAACAAAAAUGUGAACUCAGAGCAGCAGUGAGACCAAUUUAGAGUAAUCAGUGGUACUAAUUCUUUAACUUGGACCAAUUAAAUCAGUUUUCUUGUCUAUCCAGUCUAUCUUGGCUCUUUUUGAUAAACAACAUGUGUUACUCUGCAUGAACUGUAAGGUUUUUUAUUAAAACUGUUUUGCCUGGACCAAUGAUUUUUGACUCUGUUUUGAAACUAUAGCAGGCCAAUCUCUCGGAUACAAAUAAGCAGCCUGAAGCCAGCGCUCACAUUUGGGCUUUGAUAGCUCUGUGCCUGUAUGAUCGAGCUAGGAGGUGGCCACAAUAAUAGGAACACCUUAAUGUUGAGUUGGUGUCUCGUGCACUGGGACAAGUAUUGAUUGGAUCUUUUGCUAAUUCAAAGCUAUACUUGAAGAUGGUGCUAUACAUAGUAGUAUUAGUUGUCCUGUUAUUGUGUCCACUCUUAGUACCUUUUUCGGGGUUUACAAUUUGAUGCCUACUUUAUGGGACCGGACUCGGGUUUAUCAUCAUCUAUUCAUGUGAACUUUUUAAAAGGUUUUCUACUGUAUAUUUUUAUCCAUCGUUGAAGUAAUUUUGUACAAACUUGUGAAAAUAAAUAAAAAAUCUCAAUGACCUGAAGUGAACAUGGAUUUUAUUGCCAGGUUGUAAAAUGAUUAGAUUUUGAGCAGCUUCAUAUAAACUGUCUACAUUUACCAAGUAGCCUCGCUAAAUCACCCCUAACAGUCUGGCGGAGACAGAGCCAAUAAUUGGACAGAAAUUAUAUCUUUCAAAGCUUUUACUCAACAUCAUUAAAUAUUCAUUACCAGUCCUGGAUACUACAAGGGUCCUGCACAAAAGACCUGUUCAUUUAAAACAAAACCAGCGACAGGACAGGCCUUAAAAAGAGAUGAUGGAAGGUGACAUAUCUGAACAUAAUGCCAUAAAAGUUGAAAUACCACAGAAAAAGGUACAAGCAAUUUCUUUCUCCAAUCUCUGAGCCAGUUAAUGACAGGCAUAAAAAAAUCCAUUACAACUAUAAAUGUUAUCAGGUCAGUGAGGGUUGCCUGUGCAUCUGAGGCUCCAGGCUGGCAGCCAAUAAAGGGCCACAGGGACAAAUAGGAGCCCGAGAUCUGAGUUAACUGUUACUAGAGGGCCGCAUGGACACAAGAGGGCAAUAAGAGGUGGCGUGAAAGGCGCUGGUUUGCCCUUCUGCUGCACAUGUUUGUACAAAGUCAUGUCAGUUCAUUCAGUAAGAUGUUAGACGGGUAUAUUCAUACUGUAAGUUUUAGUAAAGCUGUGGUACAACAUGCCUGAUUUAAACAAUAGAAGAAAAGAACUUGAACUCAACACACCUUAAAUACUAAUGGUGCAAAAAAUAAGUAUCAAUGACAUAUAGGUUCCCAUAUCAAAUGAGGAACUUCAGUUUUCAAGAGGGAUCUUGCUAUACCCUUUAAAAUGUAUCUUUUUUUUUUAGUCUUGAUUGGUUGAAUCAUUAAUUAAUCAAGCAAAACAAAUUGUUUAUGUUGAUUAGGCAAAAAUCAGUUGUCAACCAUAAAUCUGUUUUUUGGAAUUUGAAAGAAAUUUCAUAAACUUGGUUAUUCAUUGAUUUAAGAUACAUAAUUAUUGCCAGUGGGGAACAUACUUGCAGUGUAACAAUACAAUCUACAGUUUGCAUGAACCUAUGCACUGCAUGUUGUCAGGCCAGUGAUGAUAAAGCUGAACAAAAACAGUAUUCAAUGAAUCAAAGUGGCUUUUCUGGCUGUGUUUACACAUCUUUAUGACUGCUGUUUAAGCACAGAACAGGCCUGCAGUUCAAAACUUACUGACAGUGUUUUUCAUUCAACAUUUUAAGUCAAGUAUUAACAAGGAAACCACUGGUGAAACUAAGUGUUAUUGUGUUUGAGGCAUGGACUAUAAAAAACAUGGACAUGAUGGUAGUCUUUAUGAUGCAACCUACUAAUUUCCAGCUUCUUUUAAUCUUUUUAUUUGGGCUUCUAAAAGGUUAUUUUAACAUGGGGUUUAAUGGAAAGGGGUUGACAAGUUUGUAUAACAAAACCAGCACACUGGCCAAUCAAAGCCAGCUCACCUCUGCAGCACUAUGAACAACUAUUGCCUUCUACAGUACAAUAGUAUCACACCUGUUUAUGGAAACAGUUGAGAUUGUGUGACUACAAAGUUGUUUAUUAAUAGCACUGAUAUUCAUUACUCAUUUAUUCAAUAUAAAAAGAUAAGCCAACUCAACCUACUGACAAAAAUCUACCUGCAGCAUCACCUAAAACCACUAACUUGGCAACCCUGCUAAUGAGGAUUCUUUGACUUUUGCAACCAGUCCCAAAUGGACAGUCGAGCUUCUGCUUUAGUGCUUAAUUUUUCAACAUUACAGCUUAGUUUAAAGCCACAGUGAAGGUACUAACCCUGUCAGCAUCUCCACUUUGAUUUGUUAUUCUGAGUAACUGUCUCCAGUUUUGGGGGAUGUUAAACCUUGGACUUGGGCAAGUAAUAAUUUUACUCUGUUUAUAAGUUAAAGAGAAAACAUCCCUGUGAAACCCCAAGAUAAAUAUUAAAGAUUAUUAUCACAAGUAAAAGAAGAACUAACUUAUCUUACAGCUUGUCUUGAAAAGCAUUUGCAAAGGUAAGAGAUUAUUUGACGCUUCAGGGUUAGUGAGGGGGCUUUGAAUUCACCUCAGAUCCUUCUCUCAACCUCCAAGGGGGGCUUGUAUCAAAACAUUAGUUUUGUUUAUGAGCAUGCUGGCUUUGUCCUUCACGUGGCCUCUAAGGGUGAUAAAGUGAGAGUUACACGAUCCACCUUCGGCAGAAAUAGGAAAUGUUGCUGUGAACACCAGCUGUUGCGUAGGUCGACUCGGGCAGCGAGAGGCCUCGGCCUUCCCAGGCGCUGCCAAAUAAAGAGACUACUGUGUUGUGUGAGACAGUCCUCCCCCACCUUUACUUUUCAUAAGGUGUUAAACUGCGCAGGUGGGGAGGGGAUUGCAUAGUUUUAGCCAUAAAGGCGAUGAGGGUUGCCAUCUGAAAGAACAUUAUUUGCACAGCGUUGCAGCAUUGUGGUUAAUGUAGAAUCAACAUUUGUCAGCUGCCAGGCACAGACUCAGGCUGCUAGACGGGGUUCUAACAUGUCAGAGGAUUCGCUCCCGCAGUUUUUAGACACUUCUCCUGCAAAUGAAUGACGGCUUCCCAGACAUCUCAGCCUCACAGCUGACAGCACGGUUUCCACAUUCAUCUCCUGCCUGAUCUCCGCGGGAUCAUACGCACAAAAGGUGAAGAGCAAUUCCAUUAGCUGUCAACAGCAGAGAUGCCUCGCUAACAAAAACCAGGGGAAUAUAGGAGAGGAAAACAUGAUUGUAACCCCACUGGCACCUGGUGAUAUUAUACACACCACAGUCACUGUCAAGUUUUAUGCGCACAAAAAAGAUACUAGGAGGUAUUUUUUCAUAAACAAAUGUUAAGAAACCAAUGAAUGUCAUUUGAAAAAAUUAGAAAAACUCAAGUGGACUCGUGUAUUCUCAGCUCACAGUGCACUAAGUGGCCACUCAACUUACAAAUCCUAAGAGAGAAAUUAUAAACUCUGGAGUGAAUUAGCAAUAGAAAGUGGAAGUCUGUAUUUAGCAAUAGAGAAAAACCUACAAUUCGGUCUAAGAGCUACAGGAGCGACAGCAAUAUAAUAGGAAGAGAGCUGCUAAAUGUAAAGUCAAGUACAACCCUAAAACCGUAUCGUCAAAUGGGGCUACUUUAACAGUAAUGUGUAUUUGCAGAGGGCAAAACUAAGCAAAACUGGAGGGAAAUACACAUGGUGAUAGGUGUCAUGGGAGUCUCAACAUGUUGUUUUUCUGUGUUAUUGGGAUCAGACUACAGGUAAGUUUAAAAACUGCAAUUUUACUAUGUAUCAGUAUCCACUGUCCAUCAACAAAAUGAAGAAAAUGGAAAUUUACAUCAUGCGCAGAGCAAAUUUCAUGUAGCAUAUCACUACUGAUGUACAAAUAGAUGAUGUUAAAUUUCUAAAUUAUUAUUGUAACCCUCCAAUCAGAAAUUAUGGUGGCAUUCAGAGGAAUAUUGGAUUUCUCUGUAACUGUAACUUAAGCAUAUGGGUUGAAGUAAGCUUUGUGAACAGAACAAAACACACAAAGCCUUUGCUAUGUCAUCCCGCUGUAGUAAUCAACUACAACUAUACACGCAUCUAAUGGCUUGUACCACCUCAGUUUGUCCAUACUGUUCAUUUCUAAUUUUAUUUAAUCAAAUGAACUCAAAUGUCCAACCAUCGCACCUUUAAUUAUAAAAAAGAAAGUACAAAUAUUCAGUCAAUUAGUAACCAAAAGAGGGACAAGCACUGACAUUGUUUGGAUUAGCAAUAAACCUUAAACCAGUGCCAACUCAUUUCUAAGAGGGCUGCUACAGCUAGCCUAGUAGCAGCUGCGGCUUCUUCUUCAUCCCACCUCAAUUUU